Messenger RNA from Glossina fuscipes, 10531 nucleotides. Its product is annotated as AF4/FMR2 family member lilli. The record is from RefSeq and is a predicted model, not a curated record. The transcript has 9 exons. Gene Ontology annotation, cellular component: nucleus; chromocenter. Bases 700 to 7431 code for a protein of 2243 amino acids. Gene Ontology annotation, molecular function: DNA binding; chromatin binding. NCBI's taxonomy places the organism in Eukaryota, Metazoa, Arthropoda, Insecta, Diptera, Glossinidae.
UUUUUUUUUUUAUGCUAAUACAAAUAUAUUUCAAAUAUAUAAUAAUCUACGUGCGUAAAGGUAUCUAUAUUUUUCUUGUGAUGGCGCUGUAUCAUAUACAUGGUUUCGGAUAUUCCGCGUUAGAAAGCAGGUGUCAUUUUAUUUAAACAAAAAAAAAAAAAAAAAACAAAAGAUAUAUAAAGAAUUAAACUAUUCGUAAUUGAGAAAAUAAAAAAAGAGCCGAGAAAACAUAUUGUGCAUGCAUUCAAAUGCUUAUGAGGCAAACAAAAGUGAAAAUUUUAUCCGAAAUUAACUUUAAUACCCCUGAAAUUACACGGUCAUGCAUGCCGUUGACGAAUACAUUUGUUUGUGUGCAUGUGUAUGUGCGUGUGUUGAAUUAAAAAUUUAUAAUCAUAACCAGAAAUUCCACUACACCAAAAAGUGAAAGAAAACACACAACUGCAAGCAUACAUAUUUAUAUAUAUAUAUAUAUGUUUGAAUUCUUUUCCUACAAACAAAACUGCUCAUUUGUUCGUAUUAACGGUCGCGCGCGCGUUCUCUCUAUCUCCCAUUCUCUCAUUCAUCGCUUGGACUCUCAAGAUUGGUGUAAAAUGCUACAAUAAGCUUCUGUUUUUUUUUUCUAAAGAAUUUAUAAUAAUUCUUUAGUUAGCAGCGUUCUAACUGUAACCAUUUGAAGAAUCAUAUAUAUAAAGUAUUAAUAUGGCAGCAGCAAGUGCUGGGCAUCAGCAACAUCAACCGCAGCCACAACAACAGCAAAAAUUGAAUACUGCUGUUGGUAUAAAUGGUGGCGCAGUGAUUGGUAGAACGACACCAAUGCCACCGGCAAUUCAUAAUAUGCAACAGCAACAGCACUUAAUGCAACAGUAUGCUUUAAAGCAACAGCAACAACAACAGCAAGCGUAUGGUAUGCAACAACAUCAACAGUCACAUUAUGUUAUAAAUCAACAACACAGUCAAAUGCAACAUUUUCCGCAACAGCAGCAACAUCAAAUGCAUUUUAAAAUGCAACAACAGCAACAAGAACAACAAGAAAUGCUAAACAAUCAUCAUAUGAUGGCGACAUCGCCAACAGCUCACCACAUAAACCAACAAACGCAAUCACAGCCACAGCAAACACAUCACCAAAAUCAUUUAAAUCCACAACAACAACAACAACAACAAAAUAAAUUUCAUAAUAAUAUCGCAUAUGGUACAACGCAACAACAACAACACCAGCAGCAGCAAGUGCAACAACAACAAUCACAAAGAUUAGUAUCAUCACAGCAAAUAAGUCAACCAUCACAACAUAUAUCAGGAGCUACGGUAAAUGGGAGUAACGUAACGUCAAGAACUCCUUCACUGAUUGGCCCGAAUGCUUAUCAGCAACAUAAUGGCAAUAUGAUGUCAGCGCAACAACAACAACAACAGCAGCAGCAGCAACAACAACAACAAGAACAGCAACAUCAUCAUCAUCAUCAUCCUCAUCAUCUUAAUCAUCAUCAUCACCAUCAAUCGCAACAGCCACAACAUCAAUGGCAUACACCGCAAAUGACACAAAAUUCAACGUCAAUGCAACAAAUUCAACAACACCAGCCAUUAAAAGCGAAUGUAAAUAAUUCAACAACGGCAUUAAGCUCAAGGUCGCCCUUAAGUAAUGCAACCAAUGUGAACGCGAACACAAUUGAAAGCGUUGCUAAACAACCAAAUAUUUCAAUACCUAACAAUGACGGCAAUUGUAAUUCCACUAACCAUCAUAAUAAUCCGAAUUUAAAUACAACUGAAAUAAAAAUUCCUGCUGCAAAAGGCAAUAAAGCCAAUUUGGCACCCGGCUGGCGUAGACUGACCAACAACAAUGAAAUUGUUUACGUCAGUCCCACCGGUGCCACGUUGCGUUCACCAUUUCAAAUCAAGGAUUACUUAUUGUCACCGGGUACCUGUAAAUGUGGUCUGCCAUGUCCAUUACGACCGGAAUAUUUCUUCGAUUUCAAUGUUCAGAUUCCUAAUAUGACGUUAACUAUGCCAACGCACGAGAACGGUGGAUUUAACUCCUCUAGCAUGUCGUCAGCAGCAGCUAUGACAACGGUGGCGUUGUCAUCGUCAUCACAGUCAUUAUUACCGUCAACAACAAUGUCUUCUAAUACACCGCCCGUCUCGUCAUCAGCAACAGUAUCAGCUACGGCACCAACGUCGGCAUUAGCGGCAUCAACGCCAUCUGGUGCGACAACAUCGUCAUCAUCAUUAACCACGGAUACCGUCAACAAUAGCAUACCUGCAGCUUUAAGUUCGUUUACAUGUUUGCAUCAUAAGCGUUUUAUGGAUUCGCAGCAAUCACAUGCACAACCCAUGGAUACGUUAAUGCUUAACAAAGAUGCCAAACGUCGUAAGCUACAUCUGGCGGAACCUAUUAGUAGCCACGGUAGAAAUGUUAAUGAUAUGCCGCCAAACAGUAAUCAAAUACCUGCGUCUCAAUCUUCGCUAUUUGUUAAUGAUCAACAGCAGCAACAACAACAGCUUCAGCAACAACAACAACAACAACAACAACAACAGCAACAGCAACAAUCUAGUCAAAACUAUAAAAUGUUACCGCCUGCCAUUCAACAGCCACAAACACAGCAGCACCGGCAGCCACACACUAAUCAAAAGGAUCAAAAUCAACAGCAUGUGAUAACCGAAACAUUUGAAACGAAUUCUAAUACCGGCAGCAAUUCUAAUGGCAACAACCACGAUAUCAAUGGCAACUGUAACGGUAACAUAAGAAUGUCUUGCUCUAACUUACCGCAAGGUGGCAAUAAAAUUUGGCCGCAUGUAGACCGUAUACCACCAUUGCCACAUGAUUUACGAAAUUCAGUAGAUGCUCAAAUGCAAAGCCAUCCAACAAUAAAUUCAAAUGCUGGGCACUUUCAAUGGUCAGAUUCACGUGAUAGUCGAACUAAUUACAUUUUAAAUGAAUCCAAUAACAGCAAAGAGUUCAAAACGAAUCUAAAGGAAGAUGCAGGUAACGACUAUUUACAGCCAACAAACGCGUUACUUGAAAAUUCAAUAAUAAAUGUAACUGUGGUGAAUGAUAAUGAAAUGGAAGAAGUCGAAAAUCCUGACGAGGAUAUGGAAAUGGAAGAAGAAUCGGAAGAUGAUAAUGAAGAUGAAUUUAAAAUUGAAAAUAAGGAAAUUGAAGACAACAUAUUAGUUAACGAAAGCAUUGAGGCAACCGAGCAAAGCCCUGAACUGGAAGAAGAGGAGGAAGAAGAAUAUGAAGAUGAUGAAAAUGAAAAUGAUAAUGGAGAAGAAGCGGGAGACGAAGAAGAUAUGGAAGACGAUGAGGAAGCGCAAGUAGAGGAGGAAAGUGGCGAAGAAGACGAAGCAGAGGACGAUAUGGAAGAAACCCAAAAAUCAAUAUGUGAACAAACUGUGAUUGAGAAACCAGUCCAAAUAGAAGCUACUCUUGAAAAAAAUGCAGUUCAUGAUGCCAAUAUCUAUUAUCGUCCUCAACAAUUCGCAACCAAUCAACGUAAAUGCGUUACUCAGCAGCAAACCCCAGCUGCCCAGCAGACUAGUCAAGCAAAAAUUUCUAUGAAUUUAGGAAACUCCCUAACUACAUAUGAAAUUAAAAACAUUACAAAACCAACUUUACAAACGCAGCAACAAAACUCUCUUUACAUGUCUGCUGGAACUAAUCACAUAAAACCACCGGUCAAGCUAGUGCCAGUAGCCCAGGAAUCUCCAGUGUCUUCGAGUACAGUUGGCGGACCACGAUCUACACCCGACUUGCAACGUCAGACACCCGACGGUACGAAGAAGCCAGAACAAGUAGGUGCUGUCUCUACCAGUCAUGAAAGUCCACGACCUUGUCCCCCUUCACCUGCUGGCUCUGUCGAGUCUACCAGCUCACGAAUUUCCACUUCAAGGGCGGCACCUUCGCCGGCCAUAUCACCAAUGCCACCGCAACCAACAAUGCAAAUUCGCUUGCAACAACAGCCACCGCAGCCAUCGACACCGUCUCAUCAACCUCAGCAAGUACGCAUUGUACGACAAAUUAAAAGUAACGCCCAAAUUCAAAGUGGUCCACAACAAAAAAUCUUGGCCGCCAAUACACCGAGCACAUCGACCAGAACUACGGUAACAACAAUAGCCGGAAAUAGAGGGGCAGCUACAACUACUACUACAGCAGGCAGCCAGCAGCGCUUCAAUAUCAUACCACCACCCGCAACGACACAAAAGAUUCAGGCUACCUUACAAAAAAUCUCAACAAGCACGGCCAUACCUAUCAAUCAAGUACAACUGCAACCCAUACUUAAAGCAAAUGAACCCGGAAACUCUCAAAUCAUAAUGACUUCGACGGGUCAACUAAUUGUGAUGCCAACUUCUCAAGCGAAAACUCAAGUUCUACAGCAACAACAGCAGCAGCCACAACAUCAGCUUUUAAUUGCCGGUGGAAAUGCAACAGCCCCUCAACCUGGUACUGCGAAUGUUAUUAUACAACAACAAGGAACAGGGCAAAUGGAAGUAAUAAAUAGUACUGGACAGUUAGCGGCAACAAUACAACCUCAACAUGGUGCAAGUUACAUUGUUAGUCAGGCUGCAACAACGGCUGGUACGCAUACACAAUUGCAACCUACCACCGUUAUACUUAAUUCAACCGGUCAGAAUAUUUUAGCUAAUAACGGAGCGAAAGUACUAACAAACACUGGUAACAUAAUUCACACCACCGGUAAUCAGUCGAUCAUUACUGCGGGUAAUCAAUUGAUAAGUGCCCCCACUACUGCUACAACCGCUGGAGUUUUAGGUCAACAGACUGUAGUCUUGAAUAAUUUAACAAAUGGAGGUUAUGUUAUACAACAGCAACAACCGCAAACUGCUACUGCUACCACACAACAACAGUUUACGACAUUAGAUGGUCAAAUGGUAUCUCAAAUACAAGUCCAGCAGCCAUUAGGAACGUAUAUGCAAACGUCUGUACCUCAACAACAAGGGCAGCGCAUUAUCAUUACUUCGCAAGCAACUGACUUAAAGCGACGUGCCAAGAAACGUAAAAACUCGACAAGUCCUACACUCAUUAGUAGCGGGCAAAAUGUAACGGCUCAAAUUUCACCAACAAUACCGAAUCAAACGGCCACCAUUUUGCAACAACAUGCCGCUACUGUAGCAGCGGCAGCUCAACAACAACAACAACAAACAUCAAAUCAACCGCAAGUAGUGCAACUAACUACAGCUUCUGCCGCCACCACGACUACGCCCUACCAUCAACAAUUCCAAUUGGGUUCGGGCAUACAAGGUAUUGUUGUUAAUAAACCAGCUACGGCAGCUCCUGCUCACCCACAAACACAACAAAUAUUGCUACAGAAUGGACAACUUAUACAACCAAUGAAUCUUAUUGGACAACAGCUGUUAGUGCCCGCAGGCCUUGUCAUGCGACCAGACACAACCACCCUACUACAAUUGCAGAAUGUUGGAGCCUGUGCACCCACAACAAGUAUACUAACCGCCACUACACCGCAAGGCACAAUGAUGUUAAGAGCUGCAUCUCCGCAAACAAGCAAGCAAUUCAUCUCACCAGCAGCCACGGGUCAACAAUUCAUAGUCGGCAGUAACGGUCAAUUGAGUCCAAUCGGUCAAAUCUAUUCAACCCCUAUGGGUUUGGUGAUGCCGACUGCGACUACACAACAAAGUACCGUACAAAAUCUAUUACAGCAACAACAGAAUAGCACCAUUCAAGUGCAACAACAAACCACUCAACCGCAACAACAACAACAACAACAGCAACAACAAUUGGUAACAUCUCAACAGCAAACAGUCACUUUACAAACUAUUCAACAUCAUCAACAGCAGCAACAGCAACAACAAAAUCUAAAUGCUAUGGUUAACGAUCAAGUAGGUAUUGUUUUAGAAACGGCUACUUCAUCAUCAUCACCCUCGGCUAUGAAUGGUAAUGGUGCGCGGUCAGUGGCAGGCAGUCCUCCCGACACAACCACUCACAGUCCUCGAAGUCCAGAGAGGCCGCCUAGCCAUCGCAGCAGUGGCAGUGACAUGGUUCAAUGUGUAUCCAGCUCAGAGCCAGAUGGUGGAGCUGUUUCACCGCAAAGUUCUGAUAGUCGCCAAUCUCCGUCGACUACGGAUUGCGAGAGAGGCGUUGUUAUAUCGACCGCAUAUCAAAACGCAAAUAUUUACAAACCAACGGAUGUGAAAAUUCGUCGCGUGCAAACACCACCGCAAUAUCAGUUGAUAGGUGGCAAUGUCACCCAAACACAAGGUAUAACCAACUUGGGAUUUAUACAACAGCAGCAACAGCAGCAACAGCAGCAGCAACAACAACAACACCACCAACAACAACAGCACGGUCAUAAUUCACAACCUGACUCUCAUGAUUCACCACAAAAUUCUCCUACAACCACUUUAAUGAUAACACCACCGCCACCAUCGUCCACACCAAACCCAUUAUAUCAACAACAAUUUCAACAACAACAACAACAACAGCAACAACAACAGCAGCAACAACAACAGCAACCACAUCAAUUGAAUUUACAAAAUUCUUCAUCAAAAGCACCGUUGCCCUUAUCACAAGCCCCAGCGUCAUCAAUACAAAAUAAAAAGUCCCCACAACAACAAACGUUAAAGCAAACGCGAAAUCGUUUAAAAUCAUCCAUGAAAGCUUCAACACACGUAGAUAUGAAUUCGAUUGAAGAAAUCGAUAAUAAUGCAAAUAAUAUCAUAAAAAUUUCACCAUUGUCAUCAUCGUCGUCAUCGACAUUGUCGACAGUGACGGUUACGCCACCUUUGGCGGUAAGUUUACAGCGUACAUUUGCUGUAGGUGAACUAAUAUGGGGUCCAGCACGCGGCUAUCCAGCUUGGCCAGGUAAAAUAGUGAAAAUGCCCGAUAAUUAUGGAGAAUCGGUAUGGGUGCAGUGGUUUGGUGGUGGCGGCCGUUCCAACUCUGAGCUAAUGGCUGUGAAUUCAUUACAAAGUCUUUCUGAAGGCCUGGAGGCCCAUCACAAAGCUCAAAAGGAUACCAGAAAGAGCCGAAAAUUGAACUCACAACUUGAAAGAGCCAUACAAGAGGCAAUGACUGAAUUGGAUCGUAUUUCAGCUUCCUCAACUACGCCAAAUAUUAAUUCGAACAACUCAUCCACUACUGGCCAUGGUAAGCAAAUUCAACCGGCAACAUCCUCUACACAAAAUUAUCAUCAAGCUAGUCCGAAUCGAGCCAAUAAACGUCCUAUACCACGGACGGGUGGUUAUAAUUUAAUAUCGCAAAUACAUAAGCCAUCCCCAGCAACAAAUGUCUCCAUAUCGGCCACCAUACGUUCAUCACAUAAUGAUGGCAAUUAUGUGGUGCAUUCAAAAACAAAACAUAUACGUAUAGCACCGGCUCCAGCUUCGGGAACUCUAGUAAAUUCUUCGACAGCUUAUAAAUCGACUACUACAACCGCUCUAAGUAAUUCAAGUUCGCUAAGCAAAUGACCCGAUAAUAAUCUGGUCAAUCAUGUUUUGGUAAGUAUGACUUCUAGAAGUAAUACAACAACCUCAACUACCACAACUAUAACUAACACAAUUGGUCGCCUAUCGUGGCCAAAUUAUACAUUAGUUAUUCCUCAGAAAUAAGAAGAAAAAUGCAUGAAUUAUAUAAAAUCAAUUAUAUAAAAUAUAAUUAACAUAUAGAAAAUAGUUUGUAAACUAUAAAUAUGACUAAGGAAAAUAAUAUUUACAUACUGAAAAGAGAAGCUAAUAACAAAAUUUGGUAACUUUCGUAAAUUUAUUAACUGGUGACGGCUUGGUUUACAAAAAGUCUUUUAAAAAUUUCAUUUACAUAAUCCCUUCAGCUCCAAUAACUUACUAUGGACUGACAGCUGAUCGUGUCAGCACCACAAAAAGAAUCUAAUAGAAUUCUAAGCAUAAGAUAUUUUAAACAACUUCUGUAAUGAAACCGAUCAUAAAAGACAUAACAGACCGGUCCAACAUUUUCGUAAUAUGCAUAAAAUCAUUUCUAAAUUUUAUUUCUUCUUUGAAUCUGCUAAUAUUCUUAAAAAUUCUGAUUGAUUCAAAAAUUUUAAAUGUAAUGUAAACUUUCUAAGUAAGAUGCGCAGAUGAACAUAUCCCUUUUUGAAGAAAUCAAAUUUUGAAGCUUCAAUCAAAACUUUGGCCUUUAAAACAUAUGCUUAUGAAGUCAGAAUAUUAAAGUUCAUUAAUCGGCCUGUGCUAUGCUAUGCUAUACUCAAUGCAAAUGGAUUUCCAAUUUGAAAAGCCUAACUGUCAAUUUAUUGCAAAAGUCAGCAAAAGCUAGUGUAAAAGAAAAAAGAAACAUAUAGUUAAAAAGCCGAAACAAACGUUUCAAUUCCAUUUCUUUUGCUUUGAACUAACGGAAUGAAUUUUCGUUACAUCCAAAAGCAAAAGUACAUCCAAAAAGCAAAAGUUCUCUAUUCUCAUUGUGCUACAUUUUUGUGUAAAUUUAUCAACUGGUAAUAGCUAGUGUGCAAAAAUCUUUUAAAAAUUAGCGACUUUUAACGCUAAACCUCUGCACAAUGUUAAUUUUUUAUAGAAUCGCUUAUGUUCCCAUAAGCUAUUGUGGACUGACAUCUGAACGUGUCACAGUAAUACUAGCAAAACUACACAUAAGAUAUUUUCAACCCAUGCUUUAAUGGGAGGAAAUCGGUACGUUUUUAUAUAUAUGACAUGGCACAAAAAGCUUAACAUACAGGCGCAACGUUUUCGGUAUUUCCAUAAAUUCAUUUCUGAAUUCUCAUACAAAAGUCCGCAAUAGCUAGUGCUGAAGAAAAUAUAUAAGCGUAUAAGUUACAACGUGUUCAAUCUUUUUAAAUUUCAAAAAAAUUUUUUUUCCUUUGAAAGAGUAUCAGAAUAAAUUUUUCAAGUAUCAAAAGUUUCCAUCCCCAGCUUGUGUGUAUUUCAUUAACAUUAAUUGAACAUACACCUUAACAAAAUUAAAUAGUAGAAAUUUAAGAUAUAAAAAAGCCUUUUUUAUUUGCUUAGCUCUACACAAUCAUGUUCUACAACCACUGCAAUAAUUUAGUGUCAGAUAAAUACCAUAGUGUGGAAUUUUUAAGAAAUUUCAACAAACAACUUACUUCAAGUAAGUGUGAAAUAUGAUGGGAAAAUAAGGAAAGAUAAAUCCAAAAUAAAACGGCAUUUUAAUUUUUGUUUGUUUUUUUUUUUGUACAGUUAUAAAACAACUUUAUCUUUUUGUCGAUAUAAAGUGAAGAAAUGAUUACUUUUCUAUAUAACACUUAAAUAAAUUAAAAAUUGCUAAAGAAAACGGGAUGCAACGAAACAUCUGGCGAGCAAUCACGUAUGAAAAAUUGACUUUCGCUUUCGUAACUAUUUGCCUAGCAAGAACUAACUUUCGGCUACGUGAUUACUUCGCUGAUGUGUUGUGAUCACUUCAUUGUGAUUGCCUUCGUUGUUAAUAAAUGUUUUGUUAAUCUAAAUUUUUUUCAUCUUGAUACCUAAAUUCCGCGAAAAACUUCCUGGAAAUAUAAAUUAAAAAAGUAGAACGCCUGGAGAAAAAUAACGGGGAAAUUACAUUAAAAAUUAAUAAUACAUUGAAAAAGAGAAAUUGUGAAGAAUUGUGUAAUUGCUAAACCAUGAAGAAAAUCUUCCUACAAGUAUGAAGAUAUUACUAGAGGAGAGCAUGAUCAAUGAUUUCCAUUUUUCUAGUUAUAGUGACCACAGGGCCUGGCUCUUUAAAUGAUAGGAGGGAUAUAGUCGAAUAUUUCUAUUAAAAAUGUAUAAAGUAGUUCUGUGCUUGCUGCAAUAAUUGAUUUCCAUGAAGUUUUUAUAGAUAAAGAAAAAUUUUUCUCAAAACGAACCUGGUAUGAAAGAUGGAACAAAUUAAAAAUCAUUUAGUAAAGCCUGUGAUCAAACAAUGUCAUGUCUCUUGGUGUUUAUGCAUUGGGAAAGCCUCAUCCUAAUAGGCCUAAAAGCCUAUUAUCCUUUUUAUUAAUUAUUUACCAAAUUGUAUAACGGUAAAUAGUUUGAAAAAGAAAUUUACGCUUGCCUUUAAGGGUCAGCCAAAGCCAGUUAAAUCGUUUAUAAAUCGUCAUAAAAGAUUAAAAUAAAAAUCAAAAAGGGGAGCAUAAGAAAGUGAAAGUUUUAAUUCGCAAAAACAACCACAAAAGCCAUAAUCAAAGAAAUGUACAGUGAAACUUAUUUGUAUGCGUAAUAAAAGCAAAAUUAAAAUUCUAUAGUAAACUUUUUAAGUGAAAUUACUUCUGCUGCUAUGCAUUCUUUUCCGAUUAAUUUGCAUUUUAUUUAUAUAGAAUUAAAACUACAAACCAAUAAUAGACAAUAAACGUAAAAAAAAGAAUAGAAAAUUAUUUUUCGACACAAUUUAUGAUUAGUAUCAAACAACCACAUAAAUAUAUAAAUUAUAGAAUAAAACAACAGCUUCUCCUGUGUUCUUAUACACAUCAUUGAAACUUCAAUAGUUUUUUUAAAUUUACUUUACUUUGAUAAUUUAUCUAUCGAAGCGCGUAAUUUGUAAAUAUUAUUUUCUGUCGCAUUCUUUUUGAACUCAAUCAACUUUUAUUAAAACAAAAAAAAAAAAAAA